CACCGUUUGUGAGGUCAGGGUGGACUGGGUCAGUGCUCGGCACCAGAUAAGGCAUCGGAUAAGUGCGGAGACCAGAACACAAGGAACAUCUGGCAAGGUUCUAUAAGUCAUUCCCUAGAGAGACUCGAGGCUGUCAGCAACUUGACGGUCGUAAAAUGCGAGUCCCGACGUGGAGUCUGCUGUGCUCACUGCUGGUGGCAAAACUCCCCCAUGGCGAGGCCGUGACGUCUAUCGUCCUCCAUCCGACGAAAACAGCAACGACAGAAGCUGCUCUUAUCGUUGUCCCUGGAGCCUCCAUCAGCGGGGAGGCAUACAGACCCCUGGCGGAAAGCAUUCAGCAGGCGUGUCCCCUAAAGCUGUGGGUGGUUCUGCUGACGGGCUUCCUCCUCAACACACCCAACCCCCUCGAGCUACAUGGUGCCAUCAGUUCCGCCCUCGACACGCUUCACCAGCAGGGCAUGACGUCCAGCAACAUCUUCGUCGCUGGUCACAGCUUGGGAGGAGUGUUUGUGGGGAUGGAGGGAAAAUCCAAUGCCAGCAAAUACAAGGGCAUCCUGCUGUUUGCCUCUUACCUAACUAGAGACAUGCCCCUCGCCACCUACCCCCUACCCGUGCUGACCAUUUCCGGUGACUUGGAUGGACAGACUCGCAUCACGAGGAUUGCCGAUGAAUUUGAACUACUCCGUGAAAAGGGCAACGAAGGAGGAGUUUACAGGUGUCAUCACCAGCGUUAUCUUGACCAAUUCCUUCUCUUGUUACAGGCAGCUAGAGGCCAUGGCGGCCAAAACAGGAGCCACGUCUACAGUACCCCUGUCAUCGUCAUGCGCGGUGUCAACCACGCCCAGUUUGCUUCCGGUGCAAUGCCCAAGCAAGUCGUCACGCACGAUCUGACCCCAGAAGUCACCUCGCAGGCUGCCUACACCCUCAUAGCUAAACACACCUCGGCAUUCCUGGUAGCCACCCUGCGUGCGCCACAGGCAGCCCUUGCACAGGCCCGUGCAGAUUGGAUGCAGCCUACAGCGACACCUCCCCUCCUGUCCAUGAAGUCGACUGAGGCCAACGCUCAGAAUUCUGACAAAUGGGCCGUCCAGACACAGCUGCUGGAGGCAGGAUCCACCCAGCAUCAAAUCACGGUCACUAACACAAUUCUGUCCAACUUGGACUCCUUCUUGGCCAGCAAACCUAGCCUCCAUACAGCUGGCACCAGCGUGACUGUAGCCACCUUUACCCAUGUGAAUUAUCCAAGCAACCUACUGGACAUCUCCACAGUACCCAGCUCCCCCCAGUCACUCAUGAUCAAGAUGAAAUCUAGGGAGGCAAUCCAGGCGGUGUCGCCGGGAAGUCACGCAACCGCAGUCCCUACAUGCAAAAGUCUUAAUCAGGCAGCGUUCACACUAGCUUUGAACUCCUCGUCUGCCGACGCUCAGAGGCGCUUUAAGGCCAAGGGUCGACCGAUCAUCUUCAACGAUGAUGACAACAUGACGACAGGCUUACAGUGGUCCUCAGCUGAGUUGGGUUUGCAUGAGGAUGACCAUGGGCUGAGAGUGACAUCUCCUUCCCUGAAGACGUCCCUGCACGAGUUUAUAGAAGCGUUGUCAGGCAUGCACUACUGCACGGUGCUGGCUCCCUACCGCGCCAUGGAGUGGAUUUACGUGGAUUCCCUGAGGGCCCACGCAGUGUGAGUCGACUUCACUCCGCACCACAGCCACUGUGCAACUUCACCUAUUCAUGAUCACCAUCGGGAGAUAGUUGCCAGUGCUUGAGACCGUUUCCGAGUACUAAAACGGUCACGCUUUGUUGAUUCAAAAAAUUGUUUGUGCUGAUCUCACCGAUUAUCUAAACGUGGUCUUUACUUCAUAUAUCUAAACGUCUGCUACACCAUGUCCAUCCAGUGUAGCUACAGUGUUAUUAUAUGCAAAAUCUCCCCGCGGACUCCACUACUAACUGUAUUAUAGAAAUACAUCAUGAUUUUACUUAAAUCGCAAA
Molecule: messenger RNA, 1986 nt
Organism: Pomacea canaliculata
Lineage: Eukaryota; Metazoa; Mollusca; Gastropoda; Architaenioglossa; Ampullariidae
Exons: 8
Coding region: 156-1682 (508 amino acids)
Molecular function (GO): hydrolase activity
Source: RefSeq, a predicted model, not a curated record